UCUCCAAUGGCAAGGGGAAAAAUUAAAUGAGGGAGUGCACGCUGGUAAAUAGUGUGUGAGGCUUGAGAUGAGCGGCUCUGCGUAAUAAUACCUGCGCCUUGACAAUCCUGGGAAUUUUAUCACCAGCCAAGCAACCUUCCCUGCCCAAACUCAGUCAACAUUUAGCCAUCGGGGGGAGUGCACGUCCGCCGCUCCGCUCCGUACCUUAGCAUUGUGUUUGUGGAUGUAAGGUCAUUGCCGUGGCCUCGGUGACCUGUGACCUGUGUGUGCGUGCGUGUGUGUGUGCGGCGAGGUCACUCACACGGACAAGGACACGCACCUUUGGAAAAUAGAGAUAGAGAAAUUAAAGAGAGAGAAAUAUUGAAAGAAAGAAAGAAAAUUAGAGAAAAUUGAUGUUUUUUUCGUGGGUUUCUACUUAAAGAGAGAGAGAGAAGGAAGAAAAUGGGGAAUUAAGACCCCCCCUCCCCAUUCCUGCCCCUCCUCCCUCCCAUCACCCCUUAAACGAUACCCCCAUAUAGAGGACACCCCCACCCCCACGUGCCAGUAAACAAACAGCAAGAUGAACAACAACAACAACAACAACAACAACAGGAGAAGAAGUUUCAAUAUUGGAACAGCGAGAUGGGCGUGGCGGUGUCUCCUCGUCGUCCUGGCCGCCCACCACGCCCGCGCCUCCACCAGAAACUGUUCCCUCCCCCUGAGUUGGCAAGGACGCUGGUUUCACUCAGGGGAAGCCGCGCCCGUGGUGAUUGGCCCCAGGGAGAUCGACUUCAAAGGAACAUGUACUGAACAAGAUCGUGAUAGAUUUUUAUUAAAGGAUCCGGUUCACAACUGUUACCGGUGUCUUGUCGUUCAUCAGCGUCACUUCAAUGUUCUUCAGUAUAAGGAAACGUUUUGCGACGUGGCAGGGGGACUUGAAAGCGUCUGUGAUAUGCUAACAGGGGACUCGUUGCUGCAUUCCCUGUUCAGACUCGAUGCCCAGCCUAUUCCUGUCCCUUUCCUGACUCGUACACCUUCACCUAUGCUCGCGGGCACUCAGAAUGCUCCUAUCCCUUAAGUACUGUGGAUUCGUGUACCGUGGAGCAUAAGAUGUUGUUCAGAUACCAAGCUUGUCCAGAUGUUCAGGGCACCGAGAGCACACAGGAGGAGCUGGUGUGUCUCGGGAAAUGGCGGGAAGGAAGCAACAAUUAUCUUGUGGGGAAAUCGGAUAACCCCAGAGCGACUUCAGAUGAGGACAGGUACCAGUGCUUCGUCUUCAAAGAGUGGUCGAAGGGCAAGAACAAAGGAUACCAUGUUGCCCAGAGCGGGGAUGCGACUUGUAAUGGGCUGUACUCCAUCUACGGGGGCUCCAUGCGGCUUGUCAUGCAGAGAGUGGAUUCAAGUGGCUCCAGGUGUAACUUCCCCAUCUGGGUGGAGGGCGGGUACAUCUGGCACUCUCUGGACAGCACGACAACCCUUCACGUGUCCCGCAGAAACCACACGCUGAGACUCAAGACACCGCAGCGAAUCGUGACCCACUCUUGUCUCAUGCCCAACGCCCACACCAGGAUGUCCGCCACCUAUGUCACUAAAGUCGUGCAUGGAUGCACAAGCGGGUACCAGUGCGUGGAGAUGAUAAAACGCGAUGAAUACGUCUUGGAGAUCAUAAUGGGCAAGGUAACCCCAGUAUCCAGCGCUGCCUGUGACAAGAACAAUUUCAAUGCCUCCUCCACAGAAUUCACCACAUUUGUCAGCAGCAGGGCGGAGAGCACACGAUGUCCGGGCAUGGGUCGUUACGAGGUGGUGGGCGGCGUGUCCGAGGCUGGCGUGACUGGCGAGGAGAUGGGCGUGGCGGCGUUGGGCGUGGGCGGAGGCGAGAGUAACAAUGGGUUCCCUCUGUACGCCCACGAUGAUGAGGCGCCGUUGAGGGAGCAGUGCGUGGGCGGACCCUUCACGCACCUGGCUGUGGGCUGCACUGGAAGAGACACCUUGAUUUUGAGUAACCAGUGCUCUUCUGCAGAGUACUCCUGCCACGGGUCUUGGGAGGACGGUGGGCGGCAGUACUUGGUCGUCACACCCACGUCUCGGAGCAGCAAGGGUGUGAGGCGGCUGUGUCUGGUGCUGGAGCAGGGAGCAGGGGUCAUGUCCUUAGCUUCCUCCACACACUCCUGCGGCAGAGACCUCACGCCGGGGCUGCACGGUCACAUGGCCCUCAAUACAACAAGUACUGGCGGCUGUCACUCCAACCCGCCGUUGAAUGUGUCAGCCAGUACCUCCACCCACUCCUCCGCCACCCUGCUACUUCUACUACUUCUGCCACGCCUUCUGCAGCGCCUCCUCCUGCUCCCUGCGCCCUCAUUUUGACCUGUGGAGGGCUGAGGGGACAGGGGCGGACCGGGAGGCCAUCUGGAAUCACACCACAGCCCCUGGAACACCCUGGAACACCACACGUCCUUGGAAUACAGGCGUGUGCUGGGGGAGGCCCUGGGGAGUGGUACCAGUGUUCCCUGUGCCAAUGAUCUGAACCAGUGCCGCCCCCGCGUGGGUGUGCGUGCGUGUGUGUGUGUUAGCGGGACCCGUGGACCAAGUGAAAGGGGUGUUGAUAUCGCCCCCUAGUCAAGAAAACUCCCAAAUUGUGUUUUAUCAAGUUGCCUGCGUCAGUUUUCAUGUGCCCGCUGUAGUGGUGUAGACUAGAGUAUCGGCGUGUGUAGAUAAUGUAGAGCUCUGCCAGGCUGCCGUGUGUGGGCGUGCGUCCCUGCCAGCCCUGCCCCGUCCCGCCCUGACACUACCAAGCCCCAGGACACCCUACCUUACCUGAAAAUACACCCUAAAGUCACCCUGGUCUAGUGUGCGUGUUAGCAGGACUGCCACCACAUCAGACCACUCUCUAACUGAACGCUAAGGUGUCCCAGUGUGCCCCAAGGUGUAUCAAAGCGUGUCUCAGUGUGCCCCAGGGUAUCAAAGCGUGUCCCAGUGUGCCCCAGGGUAUCAAAGCGUGUCUCAGUGUGUCCCCAGGGUGUAUCAAACCGUAUCACUGUCCCAAGGGUGUCACGGAGAAGAGUGAAGUGUGAGAGUGGAGAUGGGUGUGUUUAAGGUGAAGGGCAGGGCGUGGCUGGGCGUCUUUCCUCCGCGCGUGUACUUGUGUUGUGGUGUCACUAGGCUUCAGUAUCCUGGUCCGGGCCACACCGCUGCUUGGGACAUGGGACAGCGGGACAGCGGGACAGUGGGAGAGCGUGGCGGUGCUGCGCGUAGGAGUGUUGAAAAAAAAAUAUAUCCGUGUGUUUUUUUUGUUUCCCCGCGUGACUUGCUGUGUUUUUCGUGUUUGUUUGCAUCCCCACAGCACUUGUUGGGUGUUGAGCUGUGCCAAGUGAUUAUGUUAGCCCGCCUGUCAGCCCCAAACAUAUCCACUCAGCCCCAAACACCCUGAUUUAGCCCCAAACACCUCCAGUCACACAAAAUCACUUCCACUCAGCCCCCAAACACCUCCAGUCAUCCUCAAAUACCUCCAGUCAGUCCCAAACACCUCCAGUCAGCCCCAAACACCUCCAGUCAGCCUCAAACACCUCCAGUCAGCCCCAAACACCUCCAGUCAGUCCCAAACACCUCCAGUCAGCCUGAAACACCUCCAGUCAGCCCCAAACACCUCCAAUCACCUCUAAAUCGGUCUUUCGCCUUCAGUUAGUCCACAGUCAGACCCCAACCAUCUCUUACUCAGCCCCCAAUCAGCCCCAACCAUCUCCCACUCAGCCCCCCAGUCAGACAACAAACAGUCCCAUACACCCUCACAGUCAUACCCUAGCUAGUCAACAGUCAGCCCCAAUCAGCCCCCAAACAGUCCAUUAUACCUCCAUAGUCAUGUCCUAGCUAGCCAACAGUCAGCCCCAAACAGUCCCAUAUACCUCCACAGUCAUGUCCUAGCUAGCCAACAGUCAGCCCCAAUCAGCCCCCAACAGUCCCAUACACCCUCACAGUCAUGCCAGUAGUCAGACCUCAACCAUUUCCCACUCAGCCCCCAAUCAGUCCCCAAUCAGCCCCCGGUCAGCCCCAUUUCAGCCCCAAGCGCAUUGUGGCCGCGACUAUAGCACUGACGCGCACUGUUUUGGACCAGUAGAUAGACAGGAUGUGGUAGAAGAGGUAUGCUUCAGCCCCGCCCAGCCCCUCGACGGCCACGCCCACCACACCACACCACACCAUACCCCACACACCACACCACACCCAGAAACACUUCCCUCUCUCACCACGACCGUUUUUCAAAGAUAUUCGUGUUUUUAAGGGUGUUUUUGUGGUUCUAGGAAUGGAUUGGCAAGAUAUCUGGUUGGUUAAAAGGAGGAAAUGUCUUCAAAACCAAGCUAAUUGUCUCUAUUCAUGUUCUUAAGGUGUUUUUGUGGUUCUAGAAAAGGAUUAGCAAGAUUUCUAAUUUGUUUUUGUGGUUCUGGUGUUGGAUUGACAAGAUUUCUGGUUGGUUAAAAGGAGGAAAUGUCUUCAAAACCCGGCAAAUUGUCUCGGUGGCUUGGAAAAUUGUCUUGGUGAGAGAACAGGACGUUUUUGGAUAUGGGCGCCAGUCAGUCAGUCAGUCAGUGCGUGAGGGCGUGGGCAGGGCGGGGCUAAGUGUUUUGAUACCAAGCUGCAACUCUUUGUGCUGACACGCGAGUCUUAUAAUGUGUUGCUGUUAGUGUGUGUCAGUGUGUCAGUGUGAAUGUGUGUCUGUGUGUGUGUGUGUGUGUGUGGUGGCUGUGGUGGUGGUGGUGGUGGUGGUGGUGGUGGGUCAGUGUGGUUAGACGAUUGCAUAUACUUCAUACACACUUAACACACUUACAUACUUAACAUAUACACUUACACACACACUGGGCUGGUAUUCUUAAACUCUCGUGCCCUUUACCUCCACUAUUUCAAAACGCUCUAUUUAAAUUGACACGAGUUUUUUAAGGGUGUUUUUAUGGUUCUAGAGGCAGAGUGACAACAUUUCUGCACUAUUAACUGGAGAAGCACCCUUGAAAACAGUGGCGGUAAGAGCAGAGUGUUUUUGAAUAUGGACCUUCACACACACACACACACACACACACACACACACACACACACACACACACACACACACACACACACACACACACACACACACACACACACACACACACA
This is a messenger RNA of Portunus trituberculatus (swimming crab), 5115 nucleotides long. RefSeq lists its product as uncharacterized. The record is from RefSeq and is a predicted model, not a curated record. Bases 1090 to 2343 code for a protein of 417 amino acids. NCBI's taxonomy places the organism in Eukaryota, Metazoa, Arthropoda, Malacostraca, Decapoda, Portunidae. The transcript is spliced from 13 exons.